UACUCAGUUUAACUCGACAGUUUCACAUUCCAUGGCGACUGACAAGUGUCCCUAAAGUAUGGUGGAUAAUUUCAAAAAUCACACUAAGAGAUCUCGCAUCGGAAUUCAAUGAAAGAUCAAGAAGGAAAAAUAAGAAAUCAUGAACCAAUCAGAGUCACAGCAAAAUUUGCUCAGUAAUGAAGCUGCACCUGGUAAGACAGGGACUGUACAGUCAUUGCAAGCACCUGCUGAGUAUUCUCUUGGCCCAGUUGAAAAGCACUUCCUGCUUAGCGCAGAACGAGGUGAUUGUGCGACUGUUAAAAGAUUACUCGACGAACACAAAGAUCAUCCGGAACUUUUAAAUAUCAAUUGCGUGGAUCCAUUGAAUCGAUCAGCUCUCAUAGCGGCUAUUGAAAAUGAAAAUAUUGAUCUUAUUAAUCUUUUACUGGAACUUGGAAUUCAAGUCAAGGAUGCUCUCCUACAUGCCAUUAAAGAGGAGUACGUGGAAGCUGUUGAGAUCCUGUUGGAGUGGGAGGAAAAGAUUCAUGUUGCCGGACAACCAUACAGUUGGGAAGCAGUGGAUAGAUCUUCAUCGAAUUUUACACCUGAUAUAACGCCCCUAAUUUUGGCGGCUCACAAAAAUAAUUACGAAAUUAUAAAGAUUCUUUUGGAUCGCGGUGCUACUCUUCCCACUCCCCAUGAUGUAAGGUGCGGCUGUGACGAAUGUGUCGUAUCAAGUACUCAAGACUCACUACGACAUUCACAGUCGAGGAUAAAUGCCUAUCGUGCCCUUUCCGCGUCAUCCCUUAUUGCCCUCUCCUCAAGGGAUCCACUUCUCACGGCAUUCGAAUUAUCCUGGGAAUUACGAAGACUCAGUCAAAUGGAACAGGAAUUUCGCGCCGAAUAUAACGAAAUGAGAGAACAGGUACAAACUUUCGCAACUUCUCUUUUGGAUCACGCUCGCACUUCCUACGAAUUGGAAGUCAUGCUCAACUACAAUCCCACGGGAGACAACUGGGAGCCUGGCGAGAGGCAGACAUUAGAAAGACUUAAGCUCGGAAUUAAAUAUAAACAAAAGCAAUUUGUCGCUCAUCCAAACGUACAGCAGCUAUUGGCUGCCAUUUGGUAUGACGGUUUACCCGGAUUUCGACGAUUGAGCAUGAUGAAUCAAUUGAUCGAAGUGGGAAAAUUGGGGGCAAUGUUUCCCGUGUACAGUACAAUUUACAUGCUGCAGCCCACAUCGAAAAUGGGACUUUUUAUGAAGAAACCUUUCGUUAAAUUUAUUUGUCACUCAGCAUCGUACGCAGUUUUUCUCAUGUUACUUGGAAUGGCUUCGCAGAGAAUAGAAUAUUUAGUGAUUGAACUUUUUGGCAACGCGUGGUUAAGGGAGAUUUUAGCGGGAUGGAAACGAAAGGAACGAGGUUGUUUGCCCGGCUUCGUUGAGUCUGGGGUCGUCCUGUAUAUAAUAAGUUUAGUGAUUGGGGAAAUUCGAUCAUUAUGGUCAGGCGGUUUACUGGAAUACAUAUCAGAUCUAUGGAAUAUUGUCGACUUCAUUCAAAAUACGUUCUACGUACUUUGGAUGUUUUUAAGAGCCACAGCUUGGUUUGUAGUGAUGAGAGAAUACUGGAGUGGCGAGGAUCCUUGGUAUCCAAGAGAUCAGUGGGACGCUUUUGACCCGAUGCUUUUAUCAGAAGGUGCAUUCGCAGCAGGAAUGAUAUUCAGCUUUUUAAAACUUGUGCACAUAUUCAGCGUCAACCCACAUCUUGGACCCUUGCAGAUUUCCCUCGGGAGAAUGAUAAUAGACAUUAUCAAAUUCUUCUUCAUCUAUACACUCGUUCUAUUCGCUUUUGGUUGCGGAAUGAAUCAGCUCAUGUGGUACUAUGCGGAUCUGGAAAAGAUGAAAUGUUAUCAUGCACACAACGACAUACCAGACUUUGAUAAUCAGGAAAAAGCUUGUGCAACAUGGAGGAGAUUUGCCAAUCUUUUCGAGACCUCACAAUCGUUAUUUUGGGCUAGUUUCGGAAUGGUUGACCUAAUGUCCUUUGAUCUCACUGGCAUCAAGAGUUUCACUCGUUUCUGGGCCCUUUUAAUGUUUGGUUCAUAUUCUGUGAUCAAUAUCAUCGUCCUCCUGAAUAUGCUUAUCGCUAUGAUGUCAAAUUCCUAUCAAAUAAUUUCGGAAAGAGCCGAUACUGAAUGGAAAUUUGCGAGAAGUCACUUGUGGAUGAGCUAUUUUGAAGAUGGAGAUACGGUACCACCUCCAUUCAAUAUGGUUCCAACGACAAAGACAUUUAAUAAGAUUAUCAAAUGCGGUAACACUGGACGACCAACGAAAUCAAUAAUCAAAAAAUCAAGAGAAAAGGCAAAAGAGAGACAUGAUGUUGUAAUGAAAUUAUUAAUUCGUCGUUACGUUACCGCUGAGCAAACAAAACGAGAUGAUUUUGGAAUAACAGAAGACGAUGUCAUUGAAAUUCGUCAAGAUAUUUCAACAUUACGCUAUGAAUUAAUUGAUAUUCUUCGUCUAAAUGGAAUGCAAACACCAAAAACCGAUAAGACAGAAGUUUCUGGAAAGAAGGGUCGAGUGAUGGAGCGCAGACUACAAAAGGACUUCCAGAUUGGAUUUGUCGAGGGUUUGGUGAAUCAAGUGAUUCAGAGUCAGAGUCAACCGAAAGAUGUGUUUAGUCAAAUUGCAAAGGCAAUUGGACGACGUAGUAGCGGUGGUAGUAAGAAAGAUUGGAAUGCUGCUGUGCGACACAGUGUCAUUGUUCGCGAUCCAAUUGGCAGUAGAUCGGAAUUAAUGGUAAAACAAACCAGACGAAGUUUAAAACGCCACCUUGCACAUCAUCCGAAUUCAGAUUUAGCUUCACUUGAUCCUGAUCGUCUACUGGAAUAUAAUCCAAAUCUAUCCGAAGUCUCACCUGCAACACGUGUUGCUUACGCUAAAUUUAUCUUGAGUCGAAUACCGAAAAAGGAGGGCGGUAGUUUCGACGCCGGUGAUGAAGAAGAGGGUGGAGAAGGUGGUGGAGGUAAGAGGAGAUUAGUCACCCAAAGGAGUAAGGUAUCAAUAGUGGACGCAAUGAGGCAAACGACUCCAACCGGUUCAGUGAAGAAAGGUAUAUCAAAAGGUCCCAGUAUGGUUGGAAUAAUGAAAUCAGCGUCAAAGGCAUCGCUCGAAAUGCCUGAGGGCGAACCACGAACACCAUCGCCAAUACCUGAGGAUCCACGGGAACAAGACAGUGGAAAGCCAUCGACUUCUAGGCAAAUGUCCACCAUGAAGGAUGAAACCCCCGAGGAGAAGAAAAAACGUGAGGAAGAGGCAAUGAAGAAAGAGGACGAGAAGGAUGGAGUGAAGAAAGAAGAAGGUAAGGACGAAAAGAAGAAAGAUGAAGGCAAGGACGAUAAGAAGAAAGAGGAAGAGAAGAAGAAAGAUGAAGAAAAGAAGAAAGAACCGCCAAAAACCGAAGUCAAUCGUCCAAGAGCCGACGACAUGAAUACAACGAAACUUCGCGGUAAAUCAAAAGCCACGGGACAAAUUAUGGGCGGAUGGAUUUAAAAAACUUCUUUCAAAUUACAUUUUCCUCAUUUGUAUUUUCAAAUAUCACUAUCAUUAUUCUAUUAUAAUUUCAUCAAUAAUACGGAAAAUAAAAAUAUUUUAACUCU
Messenger RNA from Leptopilina heterotoma, 3636 nucleotides. It is a transcript of the gene trp, whose product is annotated as transient receptor potential protein. The transcript has 18 exons. The record is from RefSeq and is a predicted model, not a curated record. Gene Ontology annotation, cellular component: membrane; cation channel complex. Gene Ontology annotation, molecular function: inositol 1,4,5 trisphosphate binding; protein binding; store-operated calcium channel activity. Lineage: Eukaryota; Metazoa; Arthropoda; Insecta; Hymenoptera; Figitidae. Gene Ontology annotation, biological process: calcium ion transmembrane transport; manganese ion transport; regulation of cytosolic calcium ion concentration. The coding region runs from base 140 to 3529 and encodes 1129 amino acids.